Drosophila persimilis is the source of this 1528-nucleotide messenger RNA. RefSeq names its product transmembrane protein 53. NCBI's taxonomy places the organism in Eukaryota, Metazoa, Arthropoda, Insecta, Diptera, Drosophilidae. The coding region runs from base 315 to 1334 and encodes 339 amino acids. The transcript is spliced from 3 exons. The record is from RefSeq and is a predicted model, not a curated record.
AGGAAGCAUUUUUGGCGAAGGAAGGUCAAGUUAUCGUUGUCUGGUGCUGUGUGGCUGGUGGCUGGGUGAAAAAAAUCAAUGAGCUGGAGCAACUGUCCUUAGAAACAAAACGGACAUCGUUGACAUUUUUAAUCAGUAUUCGUUGGGGGGCUGAUAAAAUCAAUACACAUGCCGCAGGACUUCGAGCGAAGCGUAUCCUGGCAGUAGGCUUUGCGUAACCAAGCAAAAAAGCUCUCAAAACCCAACAAAUCACAAUUGUGUUUUUAUUAUAUAAGAAAUUCAAGUGAGUGGAGAUUACAGAUUUAGAUGACAAGAUGUCGUCUCCAUCAACACAUCCGUAUGGCCUCUCAGCGGAUGAUAUGGCCACUCAGUACGGAGCAACGGCGACUAGAAGAGUCGGAGGUCUAGAGCGAGAAGAUGCCUUGGAAUAUUUCAUCAAGUUUCCCAAGCCCUCUGCAGAGAACGAUUUUGUUUUGGCCAAUGACAAUGACAACGAGGAUAACAAUGUUCCCAUUGUAAUGCUGCUGGGCUGGGCGGGAUGCCAGGACCGCUAUUUGAUGAAGUAUUCCAAGAUAUACGAGGACAGAGGCCUUAUUACUGUUCGAUAUACGGCACCGGUGGACACAUUAUUCUGGAAGCGUUCCGAGAUGAUUCCUAUUGGCGAAAAGAUCCUCAAGCUAAUUCAAGACAUGAACUUUGAUGCUCACCCUCUGAUUUUUCACAUCUUCUCCAAUGGCGGUGCCUAUUUGUAUCAGCACAUUAAUUUGGCUGUCAUCAAGCACAAGUCUCCGCUGCAGGUGCGCGGCGUCAUCUUCGACUCUGCACCUGGCGAGCGCCGUAUGUUGGGGUUGUAUCGCGCUAUUACGGCCAUUUACGGAAAGGAAAAGCGCUGCAAUUGCAUUUCAGCGCUGGUAAUAACAAUCGGCCUGAGUUUCCUGUGGUUUCUGGAGGAAACGUUUGCGGCCUUUAAAAGCUUAUUUGUGAAAUCGUCACCGGUCCACGCCAGUCCAUUUUGUGAUCUAAAAAAUGAAGCAAACAAAUAUCCCCAGCUUUUUUUGUAUUCCAAGGGCGAUGUGGUUAUCCCUUAUAAAGAUGUAGAGAAGUUCAUUCGGCUGCGUCGCGAUCAAGGAAUUGAUGUUACGUCGGCUUGCUUCGAGGAUGCUGAGCACGUUAAGAUCUAUACCAAAUAUCCCGAUCAGUAUGUCCAAUGCGUCUGCAAUUUUGUUAGGAAAUGCAUGGCACUACCUGCUUUUAAUGUUACCGUUGCUCACCCGGGAUGUGGGUCCAACGAGCUUCAAGAGAGGCAACAGCAGACAAAUCUGAAGUACGAUUAGAUGGAUGGAAACCGACGCAGGCACAAAAUAAUUGUAAAACCAUUCGAGCAGUGUAACAAUUAAUUCUUAAAGAAAAAUGUAAUUACUAAACACAACUUUAAGCGCUUUAUAGUAGAAACGAAUUUAAGAGUUAUUUAACUAAAUCUUUGCAAACAUUUUGCAAAAUCCGCAGCAAAAAGCGCAGUUAAUAAACC